GGACGCACCGGAGAGCCCCACGAUGCAGCGGCCAAACUUCUCCGAUCCGGCAUCGGUGGAGAGACUGUUCAUUCAGGCCGUAGAGAGGGGCGAUCGGAAGGCUAUCAUCUUUGCUUUGGAAAACGCACCUGAUCUGAAUAUCAACUGUACGGAUCAGGAUGAUCGACCAGCGCUACUGAUUGCUAUCGAGAAUGGAAACUCGGAUAUUGUUCAGCUGCUUUUGGAUCACAACGUGCAGUUGGGGGACUCUUUGUUACGUGCAGUUGAUGAGCAGUUUGUGCAAGGUGUUCGGCUGAUUUGUGAACACAUAAAGAAGAAGAACAUACCGGAAUGCCUAAAUUGCAAGGCGUUGAAUGGUGAUUUUCACCCUGACGUCACACCUCUGGUCUUAGCAGCUCAGCACAACCACUAUGACAUCAUCCGCAUCCUGCUGGAGUACGGAGCAAGGAUUAAGGAUCCUAGGGAGUAUAGCGAUGAGGCCGAGAUGCACACACUGGAGAACUCCGUAGGAAUGUUGAAUCUUUACAAGGCGUUAGCCAGCCAAGCCUACAUAUCCCAAACCUCCAGUGACCCCUUCAGCACGACCUUUGAACUCUGUGCCAAGCUUCGCAAGCUCGCCCGGACCAAGUACGAAUUCUGCGACCAGUUCCAGGAGUUAGUCUGCCAGUGUGAGGAGUUUGCCGCGGGUCUCCUCGAUCAGGUCCGUGACUCGACGGAGCAAGCGCUGAUUCUAAACCACGACCCGUACGGGUGGAGUAAUCCGUCUGAAGACCUACAGACUUGCCAACCCAACCGAGUCAAAGCUGCGAUCUUCUUUGAACAACGAAAGUUUGUAGCUCAUCCUCAUUGUCAGCAGCGUCUGAUCGAGCAGUGGUACCACGGCCUGCCCGGCUGGAGGGACCAGAGUUCCUUCAAGUCCGGACUGACCGUCCUCCUGAUGGGUAUAGGCUUUCCUCUCCUGUCCUUAGCCUACAUCUUCUUUCCUUAUGGACGUCUUGGAAAGUUUUUCCGCAUCCCUUACGUCAAGUUCGUCUGUCACACAGCAUCUCAGCUCUGCUUCCUACUUCUUUUGUUUUACCAAACUUUAGUUGAAAGCACUUCCCAUCCUCUGUCAGCUUUGGCUGUUAGCAGUGAGGAAGCAGUCACGGGUGAUUCGGUAUCAACUACAAGUACUAAAACACAACCUCCAAGUAUAGUCAUGCUGCUGAUUGUGGCAUGGGUGGCAGGAAUGACGUGGUCUAAAUGCAAGGAACUUUGGUACAACGGUUCUCGGUUCUUCAACAACCUCUGGAACUAUUUUGAUUUCGUGACGUUGGUUUUAUACUGGACCGUCAUUGCGCUGCUCUUUAUGGUCUACGUCAAGUCUCAAAUGGGUACAGCUGCUCAUCAAGUUGUGGCUCGGUCCCAGGACAUCAACGCCACCGAUCCACCGGUCGCCAGUCCAGAUCCAUCCAUCGCCAUCGAAUCCAACGACGCUAACAUCCGGGAAGGUUUGAAGGAUCUGGAGACGACAUUAGAUGGAAUCGAAGUCAAGAUUGAUGGCUUGAUCGCUGACCAGACUGCCAUGAGCUCGGACAUUCUGACCAAGCUGUCCGAGGCUCUCAGCGGCAAGAAGCGAAAUGUUAUACCGACCCCACCACCAGGCAAUAACACCGAUGAGUACGCCCGAUUCUCAUGGAAACCCUACGACCCGAUCCUGGUAGCUGAGGCUCUCUUUGCCCUAGCCAAGGUGAUGAGCUUCAUGCGUAUGAUCUGCCUGACCGUCGUCAACCGACACGUGGGACCGAUGCAGAUCUCCUUGGGUGGCAUGAUGAUGGAUAUUGCCAAGUUUCUCAUCAUCUUCUGCUUCGUCUGGUUCGCGUUCUCCAUGGGUAUGAACCAGCUGUAUUGGUACUACUCCAAGCAUCUCAACCAACCGUUCGGAACGUUAAUGGAGACGAUGGGGACCCUGUUCUGGGCCUUGUUUGGCCUGCCUGACUACUCCAUCGUUGGUCUUCCAGGAGUCAACCAUCACUUCACCGAGACUGUAGGGCAGUUACUGUAUGCUGUCUACCACAUCAUUGCUAUCGUGGUACUGCUCAAUGUACUUAUUGCUAUGAUGAGUAAUACGUACACAAGAGUUGAGAUGGAUGCGGAUAUCGAAUGGAAGUUUUCCCGCUCCAAGUUGUGGAUGAGUUACUUUGAUGAGCUCGGCACCGUCCCGCCUCCUCUUAACAUCAUCCCGACCCCUAAAUCCGUCUACUACUUUGUGCGAUGGCUCUUCUGCGAUGUGUGCUGUCGAGAGAAUCUAGCCAAGAAAUACAAGGAGCGACUGCGUAGUAUCGUGGAUGAGAGACAGAUGAAAUUCAGGGAGGUAUCGGAACAGGUGGUUCGUCGCUACCACUUCGAGAAGCGCCACCAGGAGGAAGAAGACGACCAGGCCAACCUGUUGAACGAGCUCAAGCAAGAUAUCUCCGGCUUCAAGUACGACAUGUUCGAAGCUCUGUCUGAGAUGGACAAGAAGAUCCGGGAGGUCGAUGCCAAGGUGAACGACAAGGAUUUGGAUGAAGACGGUGGCUUGGGCACGGGAAUGUUCAAAGCUCUCCAAGACGCGAUGAAGGAACCGGAGCGAAGGGACAGUAUGAUCUCCAUGUCGUCAGGAUGCUCGGUUGCAAUGGUGGACAUGAAAUCAACCAGGGAUAAUACAACCCCAGAAUGGAUGGAUCAGGAGGAGGAUAUUGAACUGGAGCCAUUGGUCAAUAGUAAAACAGCCAAUAAGACUGAGGAGGAACAACCACCCAAUGGCCUGGCUGCCGAUCGAUUAAUGUUUAUUGAUGACGAUGAUACCUUAGGUGCGCAUAGGAACACUGAAGUCUAAGCAUCUUACAACAAACCUGCCAAUGGGAUAUCAGGUAACAUGGGACUUUCUAUAUACACAAGGAACGAGAAGGUAGAAAGAAACCAACUUUCUUCUAGAACAGCUUCAAGAGGCCAACGAGUGUCAAGUUUUUGUUAAUUUUAAAUUUUGUUUUAGUACUAAACUAGAAGACGAGUAUAGCAUCGAUUUAAAAAAAAACACCAGUGAUCUUCAUUAUGGAUUCGUGAAACAUUAAUAAAAAGAGAGCUAAAAAGGGGGGUUUGGUUGUGGAUCCGCCCUCGAUUAUUACUUUGGCCCGAUUUUAAGCAUCUGCCAAGACGAAAAGAUUGAAGCGCAAAUUGACGGGUAAUAUGCAACAUUUGCUUUUGCUGUAAUUUUCAGAAAUGGAUGGAUUUGGGGGUAAGUAUUUUAUAGC
This is a messenger RNA of Patiria miniata (bat star), 3272 nucleotides long. RefSeq names its product short transient receptor potential channel 5-like. Gene Ontology annotation, biological process: regulation of cytosolic calcium ion concentration; calcium ion transmembrane transport; manganese ion transport. The record is from RefSeq and is a predicted model, not a curated record. The coding region runs from base 23 to 2857 and encodes 944 amino acids. Gene Ontology annotation, molecular function: inositol 1,4,5 trisphosphate binding; protein binding; store-operated calcium channel activity. Lineage: Eukaryota; Metazoa; Echinodermata; Asteroidea; Valvatida; Asterinidae. The transcript is spliced from 13 exons. Gene Ontology annotation, cellular component: membrane; cation channel complex.